This is a messenger RNA of Magallana angulata, 9759 nucleotides long. RefSeq lists its product as uncharacterized. Gene Ontology annotation, biological process: carbohydrate metabolic process. The coding region runs from base 148 to 9129 and encodes 2993 amino acids. Gene Ontology annotation, molecular function: beta-glucosidase activity. The record is from RefSeq and is a predicted model, not a curated record. NCBI's taxonomy places the organism in Eukaryota, Metazoa, Mollusca, Bivalvia, Ostreida, Ostreidae. The transcript is spliced from 43 exons.
CUUGCGGUUACUUUACUUACCGAGCGACAGGGGAAAGGGUCGCAGAUUUACAAACCAAGUGAUAAAAUUUAAGGAGUAGAGUCUCUGUUCUAUGAUUUUUUAGAUAUUGAAAUGUUACUUUGAUUUGGUGAACAUCAGUUACGGACCAUGUUGCUUGCUGUGACAGGAAUUGGACUUUUGAUGUCUUUACAAUGUUUAACAAGAGCUCAACUGUUGUCGGACGGGGGGACGUACUACGGCAAGUUUCCAAGCGACUUUGCGUGGAGCGCGGCGACUGCGGCCUAUCAAAUCGAGGGGGCGUGGAACGAGGACGGUAGAGGGCCAAGCAUUUGGGACACUUACUCGCACGUCAAGGGAAACAUCGAAAACAACGACACGGGAGAUAUAGCCUGUGACAGUUAUCAUAAUUACAUGAGGGAUGUAGAACUCCUCAAAGAAUUAGGGGUUUCCCACUAUAGGUUCUCUAUAUCCUGGUCACGUAUAUACCCCCUGGGGACCACAGAGAUGUUGAACCCUCGAGGAGUGGACUACUACCACAGAUUGAUAGACGCCCUCAAAGACAAUAACAUUGAGCCCAUGGUUACCCUCUACCACUGGGACCUACCCCAGGCUCUGGAAGAUGUCGGCGGGUGGCUAAAUGAGUCCACUGUUGACCAUUUUCAUAACUAUACCGAUCUCUGUUUUAAGGAAUAUGGUGAUAAGGUAAAAAUUUGGAUAACGUUCAACGAGCCUUGGAUAAUAGCCUGGAGAGGAUAUGGCACUGGAGACUUUGCGCCCGGUAAAAAGGAUAGUCCUGGAACUUACCCGUACAUAGCUGGUCAUAACCUUAUAAAAGCUCAUGCCAAGACCUACAGGUCUUAUCACAAGAAUCACAGUGCCCAAAACGGAAAAGUUGGGAUCGUGUUAAACAUCCAUUGGGCACAACCUAAGAACCCGGAUGACGCUAGUCACGUGGAGGCCUCUGAGAGAAUGAUGCAGUUUGACUUCGGAUGGUUUGCCAAUCCGUUAUUUGUGAACGGUUCCUACCCAGGUGUCAUGGUAGACAACGUCGAAAAGAGGAGUAUAGCCCAAGGUUACACAGAAUCAAGACUUCCAAAAUUCACCUCACAAGAACGGCAAGAGAUCAAUGGGUCUGCGGACUUUGUUGGGAUAAACUUCUACACAUCAUCCCGAGUAUUUCCAUCCAAAUUUCCAGUAAAUGACGUAAGCUACGGCACAGACAAAGAAGCAGAUUUUGAUCUGGAUCCAAGCUGGCCAAGGUCUGGAUCGAGUUGGUUGAGGGUCACUCCAUUUGCAAUAAGAAAACAGUUAAAAUGGAUCAAAGAUCGUUAUAACAAUAUUCCAAUGUACAUCACAGAGAAUGGAGUGGCGGAUAGAAAUGGUUCAUUAUUAGACACACAUAGAAUCAGCUAUUAUAGAGCUUACAUCAAUGAAGUACUCAAAGCCAUAAGAUUGGACAGUUGCAACGUGUUGGGAUACACGGCAUGGUCUCUUAUUGACAACUUUGAAUGGAACAGUGGCUAUUCCGAAAAAUUUGGACUAUACCACGUAGAUUUCAAUGAUCCCGGCAGAAAACGCACCCCAAAGGCGUCUGCGAGAUUCUAUAAGCAAAUUAUAGCUGAGAACGGCUUCAGCCACGGAUACACUGGAAUAGGUGGGCGUGGCACUGCCCCUGAGCAUGAGGACGGGAUCUACUACGAUACGUUUCCGGAUGGGUUUGUCUGGAGUUCGGCUACCGCGGCCUAUCAGGUGGAGGGGGCAUGGAACGAGGACGGUAAGGGGCCAAGUAUCUGGGAUGUAAAAGCUCAUGAAAAAGAUUACAUCAACAACAACGAAAACGGUGACGUGGCAUGUGACAGUUACCAUAGAUACAAAGAGGAUGUCCGUCUGCUGAAAGAUUUAGGGGUUUCGCACUACCGUUUCUCCAUCUCCUGGCCUAGAGUAUUUCCUAACGGUACGAAAGAAAGCAAGAACCCUCCAGGGGUCCAGUAUUACCACAACCUGAUUGACGAAUUGAAGAAAGCCGGCAUAGAACCGAUGAUCACCCUGUAUCACUGGGAUCUUCCACAGGCCCUGGAAGAGAGAGAAGGAGGGUGGAUGAACGAGUCCAUUGUUAACCGCUUCCGAAACUACGCGGACUUCUGCUUCAGUGAAUAUGGAAACAAAGUAAAGCUGUGGAUCACCUUUAACGAACCUUGGAUUGUGUCUUGGCUGGGAUACGGCGUGGCGAGUUUCGCUCCGAACAAAUACGGCCCCGGCACUAACACUUAUAUCGUUACACAUAACUUGAUCAAAUCUCACGUGGCAGCGUGGCACGUUUACAAUAACACAUACAGAGCAAAACAAAAGGGGGUUGUUGGAAUCACCCUUAAUGUUGGCUGGGCGGAACCGGAAGACCCGUACAAUCCAGAUCACCUGGAGGCCUCAGAGAGGGACAUACUGUUUAACUUUGGUUGGUUCGCAAAUCCAGUAGUAUAUGGCAACUAUCCCCAAGUUAUGAUCGACAGAAUUCAACAGAAAAGUAAUAUUCAGAAUCUGAAUGUUAGCAGACUCCCGGUGUUUUCCAAACAAGAACAAGAAAACAUGAAAGGAGCUACAGACUUUCUGGGUUUAAACUUUUAUACGUCCAGCAUCGUUUAUCCGAAAGACGACCGGACCGACAUCAGCUAUGACGCCGACAAAGGAACCGCGGCAAAGUCGGAUCCUACCUGGAUAGGAUCUGGUUCAGGCUGGCUGAAGGUAACUCCUUUUGGGCUUCGCAAGAUGCUGAACUGGAUAAAAAAUCAUUACAACAACAUGCCAGUAUACGUCACCGAAAAUGGAAUAUCGGAUAAAAACGGUUCUCUGACGGAUUACCAUAGAAUCCAUUAUUAUAGAACCUACAUCAAUGAAAUGCUUAAGGCCGUAAAGUUAGAUAGAUGUAACGUCAAGGGAUAUACUGCCUGGUCUUUGAUGGACAAUUUGGAGUGGAGAGCGGGAUAUUCGGAACGCUUCGGACUUCAUUACGUCAAUUUUAACGAUAAAAAUAGAACAAGGACACCAAAAGCAUCAGCUAAAUUUUACAAGCAGCUGAUCACUGAAAAUGGAUUCAAACCGGGCUACUCUAGCAUUGGUGGUAGAGGGACGGCGCCAGCUUUAGAACAGGAGUUCUUCUACGAUACGUUUCCCGACGACUUUGUCUGGAGUACAGCUACGGCUUCUUAUCAAGUGGAGGGGGCUUGGAACGAAGACGGUCGAGGUCCAAGUAUCUGGGAUACCUUUGCCCAUACGCCAAACAUCAUGGACAACAAUGCUACAGGUGACGUGGCUUGUGACAGCUAUCAUAAAUAUGAAGAGGACGUAGCGCUUCUUAGAAACCUUGGGGUAUCCCACUACAGAUUUUCUAUAUCUUGGUCGCGAGUACUUCCGGACGGAACAACGAAAUACGUGAAUGAGUUAGGUGUUGAGUAUUAUAAUAAUCUAAUUAAUGAGCUGCUGAGGAACAACAUCCAGCCCAUGGUGACCCUCUAUCACUGGGAUCUACCGCAGGCCCUUGAGGACAAAGGAGGCUGGUUGAAUGAGACCAUGGUGGAGUAUUUCCAAGAGUAUGCCGAAUUUUGUUUUCAAAGAUUCGGGGAUAGAGUUAAGUUAUGGAUAUCCUUCAAUGAGCCCUGGAUAGUCUCCUGGUUGGGAUAUGGUGUCUCAUCAUUUGCCCCAGCGAAAUGGGGUCCCGGCACCAACACUUACAUCGUGUCGCAUAACAUCAUCAAAGCGCACGCGAAAUCAUUCCACACUUAUAACGAUACAUACAGGAGUACUCAAAACGGUCAGUUUGGAAUUACGUUGAACGUUGGAUGGUCCGAACCGGAUGACCCGUUUAAUCCGGAUCACUUGAAGGCUUCAGAGAGGGCGCUGCAGUUCGACUUUGGUUGGUUCGCUCAUCCCAUAGUCAUAAAUGGGAACUACCCGCAAGUGAUGAUAGACAAAGUAGCAUACAAAAGCAAAGUGCAGAACUUUUCAGAAUCUAGAUUAACACCUUUUACUGAGGAUGAACAACGCAUGAUCAAAGGGACGACGGACUUUUUAGGGCUAAACUUCUACACAUCAUCUGUUGUUUACCCGGAGGAUAAAGGGUUCACCGACAUCAGCUAUGAUGCAGACAAAGAUGUAGGAGGGAGGCAGGAAUCCAGCUGGCUGGGGUCUGGUUCAGGUUGGCUCAAAGUAACUCCAUUUGGUUUAAGAAAAGUAUUGAACUGGAUUAAAAACACCUACAGUAAUAUGCCAGUGUAUGUAACGGAAAACGGCGUCUCAGACAGGAAUGGCUCCCUCGUGGACUACCAUAGAAUUCACUUCUACAGAUCGUACAUAAAUGAAAUGUUAAAAGCUGUGAAACUAGAUAAAUGUAACGUAAAGGGAUACACAGCUUGGUCUCUCAUGGAUAAUCUGGAAUGGCGGGCGGGAUACUCGGAGAAAUUCGGCCUGCAUUAUGUCAAUUUCAGCGACCCGAACAGGCCACGCACAGGAAAGCUGUCCGCUGAAUUUUUCCGGCAUGUCGUAAAAGAUCAUGGAUUCCUCCAAGAUUCAUUGACCUCUCCAGGAAAUGGUAAUAAACUCGGAGCUUACAGAGAAUUGAAGAUUGCGGAUGACUUUUACCUUGGACAUUUUCCGAAAGAUUUUAUGUGGGGUGUGGCGACUUCCGCUUGGCAAAUAGAAGGAGGAAGGCAUGCAGAUGGCAAGGGAGUCAGUGUAUUUGAUUAUGCACUGGAAGAGGGAAUGAAACGGAAUAUUUCAUCUGAAAUUGACUGGCCAAACAAUGCAUGCGAUAGUUAUAAUAAAUAUCUGGAUGACGUCAGCUUGCUGAGGCAGAUGAAAGUAUCUCACUACCGAUUUUCUAUAUCUUGGAGCCGUAUUUUACCGGACGGAACAACGGACAAAGUAAAUCAUGCCGGAAUUGAAUAUUACAACAACUUGAUUGAUGCUCUGGUGGAUGCAGGAAUCGUUCCCAUGGUUACUAUGUACCAAUCAGAUUUACCUAUGAAUUUCUAUUCUAAUGGAGGUUGGGCGAAUGACAGCAUGAUAGAACAUUUUGAGAGAUAUGCAGCCAUUCUGUUCCGCGAAUAUGGCGACCGUGUGAAGCAUUGGGUUACUAUCAACGACCCGUACAGUGAGUCGGAGAUCAGUCGGGAACCUUACAAAGCAGCACACAACCUCAUCAGAGCGCACGCCCGAGUGUACCGCCUCUAUGACAAAGAUUACCGACCAAAGCAAAAAGGAAAAAUUGGCAUAUCUCUGCAGAGUAGUUGGUUCGAACCAAAGCGACCAACCCACCCAGGAGACAUAGCCGCACACAAACGGAGAACUGAACACACCUUAGGCUUAUUUGCAUACCCAAUCUUUGUCAGUGGAGAUUAUUCUCCAAUGCUUAGAAAUAUGACCGAGAAAAAUGUAUCUAAACCAGGAACCAUCCUACCUUUGUUUACAGAAUAUGAAAAAUCUGUGAUCAAAGGUUCUGCCGACUUUUUUGGACUUAAUUUCUACUCCACAUACUACAUUUCCGAAUCCAGUGAAAUAGAGAGGGGUUUUGCUGUCCAUACAGACUCUGUCAAAUCUGUCGACUCCUCAUGGAAAACGACCACAUUUGGAAACUAUGGAGCUGCUCAAUAUGGUCUUCGCAAAAUGCUUAAUUGGAUCAAAGACAACUAUUAUAACAUUCCAGUUUACGUCACAGAAAAUGGGUACCCGGAUGAUACGGGCACUUUGAACGAUUUUUCAAGAGUAGAAGUGCUUUUUGGGUAUAUAAGUGAAGUUCUAAAAGCCAUUAAACUAGACGACUGUAAUGUCAUGGGAUACACUGUUUGGUCUCUGAUGGAUGGCAUUGAAUGGAAAUUCGGUUCCAAAGCUAAAUUCGGGCUGUACCAUGUAGAUUUCAAUGACCCCCAACUCCCUAGGACGGCCAAAUUGUCUGCCAAGAUUUACUCGCAGAUAAUUGACCAGAAUGGGAUAAUUAGUGAUAUCAGAAAUAUCACAACGACUGACGUCAGUGGCAUCAAAGAGAACGACCCAUAUAGAGCACUGAAGUACGAGGAUGAGAUGUACUAUGGAAAGUUUCCUGCAGGGUUUGCGUGGAGCUCGGCUACUGCAUCCUACCAAGUCGAGGGGGCAUGGAAUGAAGAUGGAAAGGGUCUUAGUAUUUGGGAUGUGUAUUCUCAUGCUGGACACAUCGACAACAACCAGACAGGAGAUGUGGCGUGUGAUAGUUACCACAAGUACCUGGAAGAUGUUCAACUUAUCAAGAACUUGAAGACAACUCACUACAGAUUUUCGAUUUCCUGGCCACGGAUUUUACCAGAUGGAACAACCGACAAUGUCAACUUUCUCGGCAUUCAAUAUUACAACAAUUUGAUUGACGCCCUCAUUGACGCUGGUAUUGUUCCCAUGGUAACAUUAUAUCACUGGGAUCUUCCUCAAGCGCUGAUGAAAAAUGGAGGCUGGCAAGACGAGAAAACCUCAGAUCUUUUUGCGGAAUACGCUAGACUUUGUUUUACUCUCUUUGGCGACAGAGUGAAAUUUUGGAUCACUUUAAAUGAGCCAUGGGUUGUGUCGGUUCUUGGUUAUGAAAAUGGCGAAAUGGCACCUGGAAUAAAAGGAAAAGGAGAUCAUUUAUAUAUUGUUGCGCAUAACCUUAUCAAAGCCCAUGCAAAAGCGUACAGACUGUAUGAAAAGGAAUUCAAAAGUAGUCAGAAAGGUGUGGUUGGAAUAACCCUCAACACUGAUUGGAUAUUCCCUCAAAACGCCAGCGAUCCCUUGGACAUGGCCGCGGCAGAUAGAUCGGUGAACUUUAUGUUUGGUUGGUUCCUCAAUCCAGUGAUGAAGGGCGAUUACCCGGAUGUUAUGAAGAAACAAAUCGACAGAAAAAGCCAGGAAGAAAAUCUUGUCAAAAGUCGUCUGCCUGUGUUUACUGAGAGAGAGAAAAAUUUCAUCAGAGGAACUUACGAUUUCCUAGGAAUGAAUUUCUACACCUCAAACGUAGCAACACACAAGGUGCAACCUGGUCAGGGUUACUUCACAGACGCGGACGUGGAAACCUACAAAGACCCGUCGUGGCUCGGAUCGGGCUCAACCUGGUUGAAAGUCACACCUGUCGGAAUUCGGCGGAUGUUGAAUUGGGUGAAAUACACAUACGGGGACUUUCCAAUAUACAUAACAGAAAAUGGAGUUUCAGAUAGGAAUGGAUCGCUUCAGGAUGACCACAGAAUAUCAUAUUAUAGGCAAUAUAUCAAUAAUGUCUUAAAAGCAAUACGGUUGGAUGAUAUUAACGUAAAAGGAUACACUGCUUGGUCACUGAUGGACAACUUCGAAUGGGCCAGGGGGUAUUCGGAACGCUUCGGUCUUCAUUAUGUCGAUUUCAAUGAACCCGAAAAACCAAGAAUCCCCAAAGCAAGUGCUGUCUUUUACAAGAAGAUCAUCACUGACAACGGAUUUGUAAAAGAGGACACGACAACGUCGCCGAGUUCCUCCGUAUCUUUUCCUGAAAACGAUCCUUACCGAGAGCUGAGUUAUGAAGAUGAGAUGUAUUACGGGAGGUUUCCCUCAGACUUUGCCUGGAGCUCAGCGACCGCUGCAUACCAAAUAGAGGGUGCUUGGAAUGAAGAUGGAAAGGGCCUGGGAAUCUGGGACGUCUUCUCCCACCAGGUCGGUAAUGUAGACAACAAUGACUCGGGUGAUGUGGCUUGUGACAGUUACCAUAAAUACCUGGAGGAUGUCCAGCUCAUCAAAAACUUAAAGACAACACAUUAUAGAUUUUCAAUCUCAUGGCCACGAAUUUUACCAGACGGAACAACUAAAACAAUAAACCGCCUUGGAAUCCAAUAUUAUAACAACCUUAUAGAUGCUUUGAUAGACGCUGAAAUAGUUCCCAUGGUAACCCUCUACCACUGGGACCUUCCACAAGCUCUGAUGAAAUAUGGCGGUUGGCAAGGAGAGCAAACUGCAGAGUUAUUCGCUGAAUACGCCAGACUCUGCUUCACAAUGUUUGGAGACCGGGUUAAGUAUUGGAUUACGUUAAAUGAGCCAUUUGUAGUCUCAAACCAUGGUUACGAAAUCGGGGUCAUGGCUCCUGGAUUGAAAGGAAAGGGAGAUCGAAUAUAUGCUUCAGGACAUAACCUCAUUAAAGCCCAUGCAAAGGCCUACAGAAUCUACGAAAAGGACUUCAAGAGUACCCAGAAAGGUAUGGUCGGUAUCACACUGAACACUGAUUGGCAGGUUCCAAAAAAUCCCAACGAUUCAAAAGACAAAGCUGCAUCUGAUCGAGCGAUCAACUUCAUGUUCGGCUGGUUCCUCAAUCCGGUUAUUAGGGGAGAUUAUCCAGAUGUCAUGAAAGAGCAAGUUGACAGAAAAAGCAAGGAGCAAGGGUUCACAACCAGCAGGCUUUCUUCUUUUACUCCAAACGAAAAGCUUAACAUUAAAGGAACUUUUGACUUCUUGGGAAUGAAUUUCUACACGUCAAACCUUGUUCGAAGUAUCAACGCAACGGAACAAAGUUAUAUAGGCGACCAAGAUGCUGAAUUUACAAAAGAUCCCUCAUGGCUUGGUUCUGGUUCAGACUGGUUAAAGGUGACGCCGGUCGGAAUUCGAAGAAUGUUGAACUGGGUGAAGUUCACAUAUGGGGACUUUCCGAUUUACAUAACAGAGAAUGGGGUAUCUGAUCGAAAUGGUUCUCUACAAGAUAAUCACAGAAUAUUUUACUACAAGCACUACAUCAAUAAUGUUUUCAAAGCUAUGCAGUUAGAUGGUGUCAACGUAAAAGGAUACACUGCUUGGUCAUUGAUGGACAAUUUUGAAUGGGCGCGAGGUUAUUCGGAACGCUUCGGGCUUCACUAUGUCAACUUCUCCGAUCCUAGAAGACCUCGGACUCCGAAAGCCAGCGCGCGUUACUUUACCAAACUAAUAACAGAUAAUGGUUUCGUCAAAGAGGGCCCAGCCGUCCCCUCUACCCCUGGUACUUCCGCGCCUAACCCCACGACACCGGCUGUACAGGUGAACGUGUGCAAGCCUACAUCCUCGGCUUCAUCUAUAGUCGGGAGUCUUCUACCUUUAUAUACCUCUGUAGUUUUAUUCAUUUUAUUGGGAUCAACAGAGACUUUUAGCUGAAUUCCUACUAACUAAAUGCAAUAAUACCAUACUAUACAUGCAUAUUUUUUUUCAAUCGUAAACAUAUAGAAAGGUUAUAAUAUACUCCAUGUAAUAUAUGUGACAAGACUAUUUUUUAUCGUGAUUAUAAUAUGAACGUGUACAAUGCGUUUCAAAUUUCAUGAAGGACAGGUGAGAUUUAUGAUCACAUUUAAUUACUAAUUUUUGUGAUGAAAGUUUUUUUCAAAAUUAAAUCCAGAAAAAUCUACAUCUUUCUAACCUAUCAAUGAUUUUAUAAUACAUUGUACAGCAGACGAAUUAUUAACAUAUAUAUAUAAUCAUGAUGGUGUCAUACAGUAAGGUGAAAAUAUUUCACGUUUAAUUUUAAGCCAAAGAGUGUAAAUUUAGAUACUUUUUAUUACAUGUAUAUAGUGUAGAUAUGAUUCACAGAUUUUAUAACUUUUAUGAUGUAUAUGUGUGAUCAUCUUUGGACACAAGUAUACCGUUAACUUCUAUAAUUAGAAUAAAUGUAUGUUUAUAAAAACAUAAACGGUGUACGGUGUUAUAUAAGUUGCCUUAUUUGAUAAAUGUUUUGCAAGCUACGUGGUUUUUUUCUCUUGCCACAAAUGUUGCUUGUGUUUAUUUCGUGUA